AGUCAGUGUAGACAAGAUGGCCGCCCGGGCGACAUCGGCGUUUUAUCAUUUCAUGUUAAUACUACAUUUAUUUCUAUUAAUCAAUUACAAUUAUGGUGAAAGGAUUGGUGACCGAUCUCGAACACUUCAUAUUGAACCAGCAGACAAUUUUGGCCGUCAUAGAAGUCCAUUAAUAAUUGAUCGAGAUGCAGAUAGCGGCGACGGCGAAGACACACUCAUCCGACUUCGCAGAGAUAUUGCGACGAAUAACCCCAACAUCACUACAAAGGUGAAUUCAUUGAAGGACUCUCAUCAGCAGUUGAUGGUGCAUUGGGUUGGCGAAGGAUCAAAUGUCAUAAUUUGCCUGGCAAGGGAUAGUACACCUUUGAUUCGCCCACCGGUUGCGACUAACCCCAGUGCUGUUCAUAUAAGUUACGAUUAUGGGGAAACAUUCGUGAACAAAACUGAAAGUUUCAAGAUUUCUGAUGCCAACGAGCCGAAUUACGGAUAUGCUACAUUGGACAAGUUUUACAACCAUCCCAAAUUUAACACUCAUUGCGUGUUCGCAGAUAGCACUAACCAACUGAUAUUUACGACUUGGAAUAAUGGCAAGGAUAUCACAAGACAAAUUUUGCCAUUCCAUCCUAGUGAUAUUUCAUUCCACGAAGACGAUCCUCUUACUUUCUUAGCAUUGGACAAACUUGAUCCAGAGCGAAAGUUAUGGCUCACGCGAGACUUCGGAAAAACAUGGAUCAUCAUUCAGGAGUAUGUGAAGGCAUUCUUUUGGACUACUACACAACCCAAGGCUCUGUUGGUUGAACGAAAUGAACCAUCCGGCGUCAAUACGGUUUUAUCGAGCACAGCCUUGUUUCAGACCCCAAGAAACUUCACAGUGGUUAUAUCGAAUGUUGAAGAUUUUCAAGUGAGGGGUGACUACAUGUUUGCAACGAAAAAGAAUGGAAAUAAUGACUUGGACUUAUAUGUCUCUUACAAACAACAACCAUUCGUGGAAGCUCAAUUCAACUCAGAAUUGGAUCGAAGAAAUUAUCACAUCGCUGAUGUUUCUAAUAAUAGAGUUCUAGUUGCUGUUUCUCACACUGAGUAUAUAGUCAAUCUCUACGUCUCUGAAAUGAUUGAUCAUGAAAAUGUUGCAUUUAUGUUGUCCCUGGAAAGAAUCUUAACGUUCUUCCCAAAUAGCACCUGGAAAGAGAGCUGGCUCAAUGACGUUUCAGACGAAACCUUCACUGACUUGUACAAAGUAGAAGGACUGCGUGGAAUUUAUAUUGCUUCCCAGGUAAAAGAAAUUCCAAAAGCUGGGGCGAUUGGUCCUGAGCAUCUUACAUCUAUGAUAACUUAUGAUCACGGUUCAACAUGGAAACAAAUCAAAGCUCCAACUGUCGACAAUGACAAAUUCUUUAUUCCGUGUCAUGAUGAUUGCUCCUUGCAUCUGAGCCAAAAGUUCAGUCAACUGUACCCAGCUACUCGUUCAGUGCCUAUUAUGAGUUCAAAGUCAGCGCCUGGUAUGAUAAUAGCGACCGGGGUAAUUGGAAAAAGUUUGAAGGGACAUCCAGGUGUUUUCGUAUCACGAGAUGCAGGAUUAACAUGGAAACAAGUACUGAAAGAUUUGUACUUCUUUAAUAUGGGAGAUCACGGAGGCGUCCUGGUCGCUGUCAAGUAUUUCAAAUCGCGCGGUGAGACUAGAGAAAUCGUGUAUUCUACUGACGAAGGAGAAACGUGGCACACACAUGAGUUUACCGGGGACAUGUUAAGAGUCUAUGGGCUCAUGACCGAGCCUGGCGAAAAUACAACUGUAUUCACAAUGUUUGGUUCGGGAAGCGGCCAUCAUCAAUGGUUAAUCGUUAAAGUAGAUCUACGAAAAGUAUUUCCAAGAACUUGCACGGAUGAUGACUUCAAAUUCUGGUCUCCCAGUAGCACGGAUGAACCUACAAUGGCUUGCGUACUUGGUCGAAAGGAGACAUAUCAAAGGAGAGCUCCUACUGCCAACUGUUACACUGGAGCUAAUUAUGACCGGCCUGUGAAACUAGAUAUCUGUCAAUGCGAUGCAAAAGACUACCAGUGCGAUUUUGGAUUCAUUCGCAGUUUGGAUCCUCAUCAUUGUAUUCGUAACAAAACAACAUCAAUUAAAAUCUAUGACCCUUAUGCUGUACCUGCAACGUGUCGACCAGGAGAUUUUUAUAAACGCACAAAAGGAUACAGAAAAAUAGAAGAUGACGACUGCUCCGGAGGCUUGGCUAGGAAUUUUGAACCUGACGAAAUACCGUGUCCCAUGGGAGAGAUUUCCGAAUUUUUAUUGGUUGCACAACGAGAUCAUAUAUCACGAAUUGACUUGAAAGAGCUAAAAUUGGAGACAUUGCCACUUCAUGGUCUAAAGAAUGUAAUCGCAAUCGAAUUCGAUUUGCAGCACAACUGCCUUUAUUGGGCUGAUAUUGUGAAUGACACAAUCGGGAGACAAUGUCUGAAAGAUGGUACAAGUUAUCCUGAAAUAUUAGUAGAAACAGAUCUUAGCUCAAUUGAAGGCAUGGCUUUUGACUGGGUUUCCAAAGUGUUGUAUUUUGUUGACGGUGUCAAAAUGCGGAUCGAGAUAAUCAGAGUUGACAUUUCCACAAUGGGGAGAAUGCGGCGUACGAUUUUGGGCCCAGAUAAACUUACAAAACCAAGAGGUAUUGCAGUCCAUCCAAUGACAGGCUACAUGUUUUGGACUGACUGGGCUCCAGGUGAUGCUUCAGUUUCGCGUGCUAACUUGGAUGGUUCAAACGUUAAACGGCUUUUCAACAAGGAUACCGUUGAAUGGCCCAAUGGAAUAACUAUCGAUCACAUUGCGGAAAGAAUAUAUUGGGUGGAUGCCAAACUAGAUUACAUAGGUUCCUCAGAUUUCGAUGGGCGUAUGUUCAAAAAAAUACUGGCCAAUGACGAAAGAUUAGCACAUCCUUUCGCAGUCGCGGUAUUCAAAGACAACAUGUACUGGGACGAUUGGAAACAAUCCAUGAUAUUUUUAGCUGACAAAGAUCAUGGCCAUGGUUUAACUACUAUCAUUGGGCAGCUAGUUGGGUUGAUGGAUCUGAAAGUAUUUGCAAAUAGUGUACAAGUUGGCACAAAUAAAUGUGCAAAUAACACUUGCUCUCAUAUAUGUUUGGGUGCUCCGAAUAAUGAAUUUGUAUGCCUCUGCCCGGAUAGAAUGGAAAUGUCUAGUUCACAAACAUGUGUAUGUCCUGGGGGAAUAGUACCGUAUGCUAACUCUACUUGCCCUCGAAUCGCCAAUACCUGUUCAGCGAAUCAAUUUUCCUGCAGUAAUAACGUUUGCAUACCUGAACUAUGGAAAUGCGAUGGUGAUAAUGACUGUGGUGACAAUUCGGAUGAAGAACAUUGUAACCAAGCUUCGUGUGGGCCAAACCAGUUUGCCUGCGAUGAAAAUAAAUGUAUUCCUAAAUACUGGGUCUGUGAUUUUGACAAAGACUGCAUGGAUAACACUGAUGAAAUGAAUUGCCGUUAUACAAAUUGUACGGAUACACAAUUCAGAUGCAAUAAUGGCCGGUGCAUAUCGCAUCGAUGGGUUUGUGAUGGAGAAGACGAUUGUCGUGAUGCUUCUGAUGAGAAAAAUUGUACCGUUGUCAGAACAAACACAUGCGAGGAAGGUCAGUUCCUCUGUAACAAAACUAGCUUCCAAAUGUGCAUUCCAACAACUUGGAGAUGCGACGGAGAGAGCGAUUGCGAAAAUGGUACCGAUGAGGCGUUUUGUGACAAGCAAAAAUGUGAAAGCUAUCAAUUCCCAUGUGAAUCUACCAAACGAUGUAUCUAUAAAUCCUGGGUUUGCGACGGAGAUCAGGACUGCGUAGAUGGCUCAGAUGAAGUCAACUGCACUGUAUCCACUCCAUCUCCACUGUUACCUUCUAGACCACCCAUAUCACCAAAUUCGAAUUAUUCUUGUAGUGAUUGGAUGUUCAUGUGCACCAAUAAAAAAUGCGUACCGUAUUGGUGGAAAUGUGACAGUGUCGACGACUGUGGAGAUAAUUCGGAUGAAUUGGGAUGUGGAAACCCAGAUGGUCCCACAGAAGAACCAGUUACCACAGAGCAUCUACGAACAUGUCGGGAAUACGAGUUUCAAUGUUACAAUGGUGAAUGUAUAGCAGAUGCAUGGGUUUGUGAUGGAUCCUCAGAUUGUUCUUCAGGGGAAGAUGAGUUGGAUUGUGGCGAAGUGACAAUUGGUUGUCGUAACGAUCAGUUCAAGUGCCGCUCAGAUGGCUCUUGUGUUGCUCUGACAAGCAUCUGUAACGAUCUUAUCGAAUGUCCAGAUGCUAGUGAUGAAAUAGGCUGCCACGAUCACAUGGUGUCUAGUCCCGCUUCGACGUACUCAUGUUCUUUUGGAUUUUUCCCUUGCGACGAGACACGCUGUCUCCCAAAGACCUCAUUCUGCGAUGGCAUUCACGAUUGCUAUGAUGGUUUCGAUGAAAAAGACUGUGCAAAGAAUAACAACUCACGGGUAUAUCAAGUUCUGGUUAUGGGUGUUGAUGAAAGAUCAACUAAUGCUACCAGCUUAUUUUUGUUCUGGUGGAUGUCGGUACCAGAUAACAUCACAUUUGAAUUUUUACCUUCAAUAGCAAAGGCUGAACCAGGUGCUAGUUGGGUGAAUGCUAGCCAUUGGAUCGAAGAGUCGGAAUAUCAAUUUAAUGAUCUUCAAGUUUAUACCAAAUACAAUUUCACAGUUUACGUCAGAAUAAAAGGUCAGAGUACCGUAUUUCCUCCUGCUAAAAAUUUGACUGUUAUGACCGGUCAAGGCGUCCCUUCACCCCCUUGGAAUGUAACUGUUGCUCAAAAGAAUGGCACACGUGUAGAGGUUUCUUGGCGACCACCACUACAUCCUAAUGGACCAAUCACUGGCUACGAAGUAUUCACAACUCCACCAAUUCCACCUAAAUCAAUCACAUUGACAAAAACAUCGGUGAUUAUUGAUACGCCAUUCCAAGCUGGUACGAAUUAUUCAUUCUGGGUCAUUGCAAAAACCAAAGAGCAUGACUCAAAUUCUUCCAAUGUGGCAACUAUAACAUUUGAUGGAGCUGCUAACAUUGAUGGUAUAGAGAAUUUAUCCGUCGUUGCCACUACAAAUUCAACUGUUACUUUGACGUGGAAUAAAAUAGUAAAUGCCAGCGGAUAUCACGUUACUCCAAAAGGUCCUCCACCAUACCCUGCAUUGUUCACAAUAACGACUGAUAAAAAUACUUUGGUAGUGAAGAAUCUGGCUCCAGGAACUAAGUACAUAUUCGAAGUAAACGCAUUUAAAAAUAAUUAUGUUGGCAAAGUUGUAAUGGUCACUGCAACUACAACUGGUACACCAUUACCUUGGGUUCCGAAUUUGCAAGUGAAUUUAAAUAAGGAUCAUGGAACAACCGUUAAACUUAGCUGGGAUCCGCCAAAAGAUUCUCGAAAAAUAAAAUGGCAGUACGGAGUCUAUUACGCGUUUAAUAUGCAAGACUUGUUGAAAGAAGCCAAGCUGAUUACAUCUAAUCUGACAGCGGCUGUCAGGGACUUGGAUGCAUGCGAAACAUAUUUGUUUGCAAUCGGAGUUUUAGGAGACUUUGGUGCAGGCCCCCUGAGCCCUCCACGCACAGUGUCUACACAUUACAAUGCUAGAGCAGCACCAAAACGAUUGCGAGUUACACCAUCAGACAGAAAUGAUGAAAUCAUUGUAUCCUGGAGUUCGAGCUGUCCUAGGAUGGAUGACAAGAUAAUUUAUACGAUUUCAAUUACUGAAAUGACUCAUAACAUGCAACGUACUGUAUCAUUACUUCCAACAAAUGAAACAACGCUGAAACAUAGGUUCCAUCCGAUUCAAUAUGGGGGUAAAUAUCGAGUGACGGUCUCGACUGAUGUUGACAAUGCUAUUCCCAGUCAACCGGUGAUAUAUUUGGCUCCACCCAUAUUACCUCCACACCAGCUGAAGGUUCUGCAUGAAGAAUCUAAUUAUCUUAUUUAUUGGCAAGAGCAUGACUUACCAGAAAGCAUCGCGAACAAAACGGGAUAUCAUUAUGAGAUAUUGGUAUCCGAGGGUGAACGUGAAGUUAAUCUAACUACAGCAAAGAUUAUCAAAACCAACGAACCUUCAUAUAUUUAUAAAAAUGCAAAGACGGAUGUCAUCUAUUCAUUUGCUGUAAGAUUGGUCACAGAAAAUGGGUACCAAAGUCAGCUUAGUGAAACCGUUAGCAUUAAGAGUCCUGAAGCAGUUGUUGAGCCCGCAGCUUUGUAUACGUCAAACAUCCUCUCGUUUGCCAUCCCAAUCUGCUUGCUGAUUGUCGGUUUGGGAGCAGCUCUUGGGUACUUCGUUGUGCGUCAUAGAAGACUUUCGAACAGCUUUACACAAUUCGCAAAUAGCCAUUACGACACAAGACGCGGACAGGCCACGUUCCCUGGCACUACGGAUGGCCUCGAUGAUGAGGACAGUCCUGUGAUCCGCGGUUUCUCAGAUGAUGAACCAUUGGUAAUAGCGUAAGGAAAUUGCAACUUUACUUUCUCUAACAGACCACAGAUUCUUUUCGGAAUUCUGAACAUCUCUAAAUCUACAUACUACCCAUAAUAGAUGGUCAUUUUUACAUUAGACAUGUGCAAAGAAAUUAAACUAUUAUUAUUAUUAUUAUUAUUAUUAUUAUUAUUAUUAUGUGAGAUAGAUUUUUAUCGUGUGGAGAAAAAGGUUUCGUGUGAGUAUCUGUACAAGUAAUAAAAAGUUUACGAUCAGCAUACUAAGUCGUAUUAGGCAGCAAUUUAAAAUAAAUAUAAAACGCCGUGUGAUAAUGAAACUUGCGAAAUGAUGGCGAUUGUACAAAAUAAUGCGGAGAAAAUAAAAAUCAAUGAAAAAUAGUUGAUAGGGAAUGGGUCCUUAACGUGAAAAUUGAUCAUUCAUUUUUCUUCGUCGCCUGUUAGUAACUGUAAAUUUUGGAUUAUUCUUCGAAAUAUUUGUUUCACUUUCUAUCGUCAAGUUAGGAUAUUGUUUUGCUGUGUCGGUAGAUUUGAACUCCAAGGUGAGUGUUCUAGAACUGAUCUCUUUUGAUGGCAGGUGUGAUAUGUUGCUGAAUGUCUUUGUUGCUCAUCGUUUGUUCAUGAACAUGCUGUUAAAGAAUAUACUUACACGAAAUCCUUGUAUAAAUGAUAAUUAUAACUGUAAGAACUAUUAUUCUAUGUAAAUCAUGUUACUGUACACUGUAGAAUUAUUGAAGAAACAGUCUAUUCGCAAAUUAUUUCGAGUACUAUUGCUCAUGGAAAACUCACUUGCCAAUGAUACUUUAAUGGGUUUUCUUUUUAUUUUUUUUCAUUGCUUCAAAUAAUAUUUGUUGCAUUAUAGAAGAAGUGAAUGCUGGACUAGUGAACAUACCCAAACUUCAGCCGUUGAUAUUUUAUCCUUAACAGUGUAUUAUUAAAAUUAGAUAUAUUUUAAUUUUUUUUAACAGAUUUAUGUAUGUUAACACGAAGCUCGAUUUCUAGAGGCAUUUCGCAUGUAAAUACCGAAGGAUAUUUAUGAGCAAUAGAAUUUGAAAUGAAAUAAUUCCAUGAUGCCAUAAAAAAAAGAACAAAAAAAAAAAAACUAAAAACUCGAGAAUAUCAUUGCAAUGAGGUAUUAGAAAAUUUCUACAUCUGUUUAUUUUCGUCAUCUAGAGUAGCUCCGUCCGAAAUGAAUAUUUCUAUGUGAAUAUUACAGGAUAAUUACUAAGCCUGCUGAUGAAUGAUUGCUAGAGCUUUCAAAUUCCAAAAUCAGACAAUUGAACUUGCAUUGCAAGGACGGUGCUUUCUAGAAAAUAAUAUUUGUUAAAUUAAAUGGGAAAUCUUCAUAUCAUCUUGGAAAUGAGUAACUUAUGUCAUUUCUAGUGAAUUAUUCAUUAACAAGUUGAUACACUUUUUAACUUAAUAAUUUCCUUCUGUUUUAUUUAUUUUAUUUUUUUUCACUUGACCAGUUGAAGUCCUGCAAUUGUAGCAGAGUGUUCUACACGGCCUGACCAAAAAUCUAUUUUUUUAAUACUUGUACACCGUUCAAUAUAUUCGAAUGAAUUUACUCGAUUCAAACUCCAGACUAACGAAUGAAUAAUAUUGCUUCAACGACAAAGAUUUUCAAGAGGAUAUAUUAACUUUUCAAUAUUUGUUAUUAUGAUUAUACUUGUAUUUUGAUAAGAACAAGAAAUAGACUUUAAAUAUAAAAAAAAUAUUGAAAUAACAAGUCUAAUAUAGGACUGUAUUAAUUAGAAAUAUAGAAAUCGAGGAUAACGUUCGCCCAGGCUAAAAUACAAUAUAUUUACCAAUAAGGGAAUUGGAAGACUGAAAAUUUUCACUGAACAGUUAAUUGACCUUGCAAUAAAGUGAAGUUGGUAAAUAACUAAAUUGAUUUUGAAUGACAAAUAUACUAAAUGAAUCUUGUAAUCCAAAAAAGAAUUGAUAUCGGGGUACAUGAGGAGAAUGACAGCACAGUAUUGAUUCGAAGUUUAUAAUUCAUCGUUUGGACCUUGGAAUUUAAGAUAUCAAAUUUUCAAAUCUAAUAGCUUCUGGAAAUUUGAACUGGAGUAACACGACAAGGGUUGUGAUCGAUGAAUACAAAGUAAGAAUUAAAUAUUAAGGAUGAAACGACUUCUUUUAUGUUCUUUGUUUCUGCUUCGAUUAAACAUUGAAUGGUAUUCACUAGUAAAUGAUGAUUGUAGUUGUUACAUGUAAAUCAAGAGGUAUAAUAAUAUAUUUGUGUGUAAAUAAAUAAAACAUAAAGACACAA
Molecule: messenger RNA, 8737 nt
Organism: Athalia rosae (coleseed sawfly)
Lineage: Eukaryota; Metazoa; Arthropoda; Insecta; Hymenoptera; Athaliidae
Product: sortilin-related receptor
Exons: 11
Coding region: 17-6481 (2154 amino acids)
Biological process (GO): post-Golgi vesicle-mediated transport
Cellular component (GO): membrane; Golgi apparatus
Molecular function (GO): protein binding
Source: RefSeq, a predicted model, not a curated record